AUGAACUUGGAAGCUCGAAUUAAAAAGAUAAUGGAGGAGGCUAGAUGCUCGUACGAUGCCGCAAAAAAGGCGGACCAAGAAUCCCAUGGAAACCUAGAUGUGGCCAUAGAAACAGCUAAGAAGAAAGGGAAUGUUCUGUAUUCUGGAGGAAAAAGCGGGCUAUAUGUUGAAGAAAACCCUCAGAGAAAAUCUAUAACUCAAUAUAAAAAUGGUAUUCUAGUAGAAGAUAAGUUCUAUGACUUCUCAGUAAAUGACAAUAUUAGACUUAAGAACAUGCUGGAGAAAGGGACAUUUGAUGCAUCUUUACUGGGGUUGCAUGGGGAUACAGCAGAGGUGGCCUAUACCGAGAAACUAGAAGAAGAAUACAAAGAGGAAUCUAAGGCACAUGAGACAGACCCAAAGGCGGCAUUUAUAGGGGAAGGAAGGCAGCUAGGAAAUUCUAAUAGAGACAUUCCGCAUACUAAUAUUGAAGACAUAUUAGAAAUAGCCAGAGAUGGGGAUGUGCUAUUCAAAGUCAUGAUUGGAAGUAAAAGGGUUAAAGUGAAGAUGCUAAGAUCUCAAACAAUUGGAGAUUUCUUUAACUACAUGGAAAGAUACUAUGAUUUCGGGCUUGUUUUGUCCUCCAACGGCAAGGAAAUCCCUCCAUCCCAUAGUGUCGAAGAAAUUGCAAACAAACUUGUCCUUCUUAGUAGAAGAUGA
Messenger RNA from Encephalitozoon romaleae SJ-2008, 699 nucleotides. RefSeq lists its product as hypothetical. Lineage: Eukaryota; Fungi; Microsporidia; Unikaryonidae. Bases 1 to 699 code for a protein of 232 amino acids. The transcript has a single exon. The record is from RefSeq and is a predicted model, not a curated record.